Messenger RNA from Penicillium olsonii, 1296 nucleotides. The record is from the annotation of a GenBank genome assembly. Lineage: Eukaryota; Fungi; Ascomycota; Eurotiomycetes; Eurotiales; Aspergillaceae.
AUGCAGAGCCACAAGGCCAAUGCAGACAAGCACUACUACUGUACUAAGUGCGACAUGGAUUUUGUGAACCACGCCUUGCUCCAUCUCCACAAGGUCAUGAGUGAGCAUCACUUUGCCUGCCUCGAGUGCGAUAUGGAGCUGCGGAGUAACGCUGGGCUCCAACACCAUGUGAAGUUGACACACUCCCAAGGUAAAGACGUCUCUUGCCUUGGUUGCGACCGCAAAUACAAGUCGGCUGCUGCUGUCAUGAAGCACAUUGAAGAGAACGAAUGUCCUGUCCUCUCGCUGCCAGACCGGAUCACUCAUGACACCACAUUGGAAGGGGCUGCUGGAAAGGUCUUCUUGACAUUGGGCCUAGGACCCUCUCACACUCGCCGUCCCGGCGAUAUCAGUGAUGAUGAUUCUGAUGGCGGAGUUGCCGUGAAUUCCAAAAGACGGACAUCCCGUCCUGCUACUGCUCAUGAGUUUAAUGCUGAUCUUGAGGACUGGCCUAAGUUGGGCUCAGUCGGUGCUUCUCGCGCCAAGUCGAGUAGCAUCUCUACUGAAUCAACUGGUGGUGCGCCUCUCGGCUUUACCCGCUCGCUUCUAGACGACGAUACCCCAAUGAUGUCUCGCAUCAAAUCGAGCUCUCCACCGGCAGAAGACGAGGAUCCUACUGCUUUCGAUGCGGAAGACGAAUUUUCCGACGAAGAAGAUCCAAGACCCAAUGCCCACGCAACCGACACAAUUAUUAGCCCGACAGACUUCUGGGAUCCAGUGCGUGAACGCUACGUCUGCAACUGCAAGGCAGUAUUCGCCAACCUCAGUAGUUUCGCGAGUCACAUCGCAGCAGAAGAUGACUCAAUUCUUGACUGUCCCCGAUGCGGCAAGCGGUUCAAGACUCGCGUCGCCCACGUCGCCCAUGUGGAGGCUCCAUUCUCGAAAUGUGCAGUCCGUGCAAGCAGCGCUGUGCUAGAUCAAGAGCUCAGUGAUAUUACCCGAGGCUUUGCUGAGAUCAAGGGAAAUGAUCAACAGGUGCUGUUGGAUGAUAUGAUGGAAGGCAGCUCAUCAUCAACCUUGACCUCUCGCGAGCCUUCUUGCGGUCAAAGACUAGAUUUCAAAUCAGAAUCUGACACCAAGCGCUUCGAGGACAUGCCUGCCGAAAGCUCAGCCGAUGACAGCUCCCUGGGAGGCACGCCUGACUACAUAGCAGAAGAGCUAGGUGAUGACGCCCUGGAUAGCACCCUGGCGCGGGAUAUGAAGGGACUUGUUUUCUCCGCCAAGCAGCGUGGCGAUGAGAAGAUAAAGAAGUAUUGA